GUACUUCGUACGUGGGGGGCGGGAUCAGUCAGCAACCGAAGUGCUUUGCAGGCCACCGGUGCAUCCAACUGCCAACGGCGCCCUACGGCUCCCGCGCCGAGGCUGCCACGGUACCGAGGGGCGGGUAGCGCAGCAGGCGGAUGGAUGGGUGCAAGACACCGAGGGCAGACCGAAACGGCCACCCGGCUCCGCCGCCGAGGGUGAUUGACGGGCAUUGAGAGAUGCCCGGGAUCCACCUGUGCAUACUGUAGGUGCCCCAGAGCGGAGCGCGGCCCACUGACAGAGAGGGAGAGAGAGAGCUCUCCCGUCUCCAGCGCUGCUUUGUCAGCCGGCUGCAUCUGCCUCAGCGCCCUGCCGCAUCGGUCGACUUUUUGGAGCUGCAGUUGUUGUUCUGUGACAGCUGCCGAGCUUACACACAACCACGCGCGAUCCCGUGUCCGGUCCUGUCGCGUACCUAUGGCAGCUCCGUCGCGGACAGCUGCUUUCCGCCUCAGUCGGAGGCUACGGCCACAGCGGCCUCAGCCCUCCUUCCCGACAUCCUCGAGCCGCCCGACUCCCAUCGCCGCCCGCCAACCGAUAUGCGCGCCCGCUUCGGCGCCAUGCCUUCGAUGGCACUCAAACUUCUCGUCAGUGAAUCCAGACGAGGUCUCCCACUUUAACGCCCUGGCCGGCGAGUGGUGGGACCCUCAUGGCUCCUCGCGGCUGCUGCAUCUCAUGAACCCUCUGCGCCACGACUUCAUCCGGACGUGUCGCAACUCUGCCGCGCAGCAGGAGCCCGACCAAGACGAAUCGCUUUCGUACCUGGACAUUGGCUGCGGCGGCGGGAUCUUUGCGGAAAGUGCCGCUCGAAUGCCCAAUACACGGCGUGUCACCGCCAUCGACCCCACGCCAUCCGUCCUGGCCGUCGCCAAAGCCCACGCCCGCAAGGACCCGUCCCUGAGCGACAAGCUCACGUACACGCAGACGUCCAUUGAGGAGCUGCCCGUGCCGGCAUCAGACGCGCACCGGUACGACGUGGUCAGCCUCUUCGAAGUCAUCGAGCAUGUGGACGAGCCCGCCGCGUUUCUGGAGCUGGUCCGCCCGUUCGUCAAGCCCGGCGGAUGGCUCGUCAUGAGCACAAUCGCGCGAACGUGGAUGAGCUGGCUCACGACCAACCUCGUCGCCGAGGACAUACUGCGGAUCGUGCCCAAGGGCACGCACGACUGGAACAAGUACAUCAACGAGGAGGAGCUGCGGCGCUAUUUCCUUGACAAGGGGUGGGAGAGUCCGCGGGUGAUGGGCGUCGUGUACGUGCCGGGGCUUGGGUGGAAGGAGGUGCGCGGCAGCGAAAAAGUCGGCAACUAUUUUUUCGGCGUGCGGAGGGCCGUCGACGCGGAUGCUUCAUGAUACCCCGGGCGCUCGAAGCAAGCCAUGUUGACGUCUUGUGUGGGAUUGUGUAACACAACUGUAUAAACACAUGUAGAGCAGAUAAUUCAAGACUACCACGCCAUGGUACAUCAAGCAGUGGCCUGGGAACAGUUCGAC
Molecule: messenger RNA, 1524 nt
Organism: Purpureocillium takamizusanense
Lineage: Eukaryota; Fungi; Ascomycota; Sordariomycetes; Hypocreales; Ophiocordycipitaceae
Gene: COQ3
Product: Hexaprenyldihydroxybenzoate methyltransferase, mitochondrial
Exons: 1
Coding region: 457-1386 (309 amino acids)
Biological process (GO): ubiquinone biosynthetic process
Molecular function (GO): 2-methoxy-6-polyprenyl-1,4-benzoquinol methyltransferase activity
Source: RefSeq, a predicted model, not a curated record